Messenger RNA from Fusarium keratoplasticum, 807 nucleotides. Its product is annotated as CCHC-type domain-containing protein. Gene Ontology annotation, molecular function: zinc ion binding; nucleic acid binding. The coding region runs from base 1 to 807 and encodes 268 amino acids. NCBI's taxonomy places the organism in Eukaryota, Fungi, Ascomycota, Sordariomycetes, Hypocreales, Nectriaceae. The record is from RefSeq and is a predicted model, not a curated record. The transcript is spliced from 2 exons.
AUGGCGCCCGAAACACCGAGAGGUGUCUCAUCGAGACUCCUCACUAUGAAAUUCAUGCAGCGAGCAGUGGCUUCAGCAAACUCUUCACCCGACGUGGAUACAAACUCGGCAAAGAAGCGGAAGCUGGGACACUCCCCUGCGGCAGGUCGCAUCGACAUGAAUAUUGACGAGGCUGCGAUCAAGGCUGCUCUGGACGAUCAGGAGGCGAAAAGACAGGCGGCACUGGACAAGCACGUCGGGGGCGACACUCACUGGGUUCUUGACUCCCCUUUCACAAAGGCCGCCAGUACCUCCAAACCAUCCCUGAAUGUCGUCUACGUUGGAUACGGUGACAUUGAUUCAUCUAACGAGUCAGGAGACAAUGAAGAAGCUCCAUCCAGGGGGCGCACUUCAAUAGGCAAAUCCAAGGGUUCAAAAAAGCAGGAUGUGACGAAAAACGAGGAUGACGACAGCGAUGAUUCAGAUUCAGAGAACUCAGAGGCGCCGACCCCGGAGCGAAAGCGAAAGCCAUCCAGUGAUAGCCCACACUCUCAAGCUGGGCGAAGCCGCUCACGUUCUAGAUCACAAUCGCGACAGAGCAUGGAGACUGCCAAAGCCAAAGAGUUUCGUGACAAGAGAAAAAAGAAGGAAGUGAAGCUUAGCAAGCUCUCCUCCAUCUCAUCCGGUGGAGGGAUAUCAUCUGGAGGAGGCAACCAGUUCUCGCCUGCUAGCAGCAAGGCCAUGACUUGCUACAAGUGCCACCAAGCCGGCCACAAAGCCGUAGACUGCCCCAAAUCUGGAGGCUUCAGGGGACGAUCCAACAGGUAG